UACUUUCUUUGUCGUCUAUUUUAUUUUAUUUUUUUAAAAUAAUCGUUCCGGAGAGAGCUGUAGCUGACAUUGAAAGCAGCAGUCUUUGUUGUACAGGAGGGGCUGGGGGUGGAGAAGAGCCAAUGAGUUUGCGUCUGAGAGAGCAGCACAAGUUUCUUCCUCUGCCGUGGUGAGAUUCGGCGAACUGCGGCACAUGCGGCGGGAGCGGCGCGGCGUCGUCCGCCAGCAGAGAGGGAGAUGUAGCGGGAAGCGUGUGUGUGUGUGGGUGUGGGUGGGUGUGUGUGUGUGUGUGUGUAGGGGUGCGUGUGUGUGUGGGCAUCGGAGGAGGAGACGCUGCUGCGUCGGUUAGACUUUCAGGAAUGGCCGAUGGGAUGUGCUCCAGCGUUGCAAUGAGACGUCUAUGCUUCUGUGUCUUGCUUGUGAGCAUCACCUGCCGUCUGAGCCUCUCCCAGGAUUUAGCCGGAACCCCCAAACAGGCGGAGAUAAAUGACAACAUCACCAUCUUCACCCGCAUCCUGGACGGACUGCUGGACGGUUACGACAACAGACUCCGGCCCGGUCUGGGAGAGAAGGUGACAGAGAUCAAGACCAACAUCUUUGUCACAAGCUUCGGUCCGGUCUCUGAUACGGAAAUGGAAUACACCAUUGACGUAUUCUUCCGUCAAAGCUGGAAAGAUGAAAGGCUUUGCUUCAAAGGCCCGAUGGAGAUGCUGGCCCUGAAUAACCUGCUGGCCAGCAACAUCUGGACCCCCGACACGUUCUUCCUCAACGGGAAAAAGUCCAUUGCGCACAACAUGACCACGCCCAACAAGCUGCUGCGGCUGAAAGACGACGGGACGCUCCUCUACACCAUGAGGCUCACCAUCUCAGCAGAAUGCCCCAUGCAGCUGGAAGAUUUCCCCAUGGAUGCCCACGCCUGUCCCCUUAAGUUCGGAAGCUAUGCCUACCCUGUCUCAGAAGUGAUCUACAAGUGGACUGAGGACGCAGCCAAGUCUGUGGUGGUGGCAGAGGAAGGCUCGAGGCUCAACCAGUAUCACCUGAUCGGCCAGACGGCGGGAACGGAGGAGAUCUACACCAGUCGGGGCGAGUACACAGUGAUGAUGGCUCACUUUUACCUGAAGAGGAAGAUAGGCUACUUCGUCAUCCAGACCUACAUGCCGUGCUUCAUGACUGUGAUCCUGUCCCAGGUUUCUUUCUGGCUCAACCGAGAGUCGGUGCCAGCAAGAACCGUCUUUGGUGUGACCACGGUCCUCACCAUGACCACUCUCAGCAUCAGCGCUCGAAACUCCCUACCCAAAGUGGCCUAUGCCACCGCCAUGGACUGGUUCAUUGCGGUGUGCUAUGCCUUCGUCUUCUCAGCCCUCAUUGAAUUUGCCACAGUGAAUUAUUUUACCAAAAGGAGCUGGGCCUGGGACGGGAAAAAAGCAAUGGAGGCCCAACAGCCCAAGAAAAAAGACCCAUUGGCGUUGUCCAUGAAGCCCAACAACACUUGCUCCGCCGGUGUGAACUACACAGCCAACCUCACCAAGGACGCGUCCAUCUCUACCAUUUCAAACAGCACAACUAUUCAGCUCAAACCGUCUGAAAGCAAGGCCCCGGACCCCAAAAAGACUUACAACAGCGUGAGCAAGAUCGACAAGAUGUCCAGGAUUGUGUUCCCCGUGCUUUUUGGGACCUUCAACCUGGUGUACUGGGCCACGUACCUCAACAGGGAGCCGGUGAUUAAAGGAGCCGAGUGAGUUCUAGACUGAGGGCCAGUGAUGACAAGGAACUUAAUCAACAAACGCCAAGCACUUUGUCCUUGUACCAUAAUUGUUGUUCUUUUAAGAUAUUUACAAGUUAUUGCAUGUGUGUUGCUUCGGGUAAGUGCUGCCAUGUUUGCCUUGAGUUAGAACAUGUAUGAUUACCGACCUAAAAGAUUAACUUAUGAUUGCUCACUCAGAACUUGGUUAUACUUAAUGUUUUUUUUUUUGUUAAAUUUUGAGCAUUUGGCAUUUGUAUUCUGUCGUUUAGUUUUUAGUUGGAAAUGGAAAAGCAAGGCCAAAUGCUAUGCAAAGUAAAACAUUUGUACUGUAUCAUUCAAAACCGCUUUUUAUCUUUGUAAAGUCUUUGUACAGUAAAUAUUAACCUCGAGGUCCACGAAUGUGAAACAGGACCGAGGCAAAUGUAACUUUGCUUUCUUGUUAAAAGCAGCCAAAUAGCCAUGCUGAAUGUGUUGCCUUGAGAGUGUGAUGACUCCUUAUGAAUGCACUGAACUCUGCACUCCUGCAACAACCUUACUCUGAAACCUGGUUCAGAACGUUAAUGUAGUGGACUCUACUUGUUCACGUUUUCUUUUUUUCUUCUUUUUUUUUUACUUUUCAAUUUACGGUGGCUUGUUCUCAAUUAAGUUUAGUCAGUCUGAGUUUUUGUUUAAGUGGAGAUGAAAGCGGGAAACGUUUAAAGCGAAAGUGGUGUGUUUCCAAACUAUGAGGUUAAACUGUGUAUAUAAGUAAGUGCGGGAGUAGCUUAAGACAGUUGUAUAUUUGCCCUGCUUAUAGAAUAGCACCACUAGGCCAGUAAAGUUUGCACUUAUAUCAAUGUAACGCUUGCACAACAGCAUUGUUAGUUGCUAGUUUUAGUGCUUAAAAAGAAAAUGAGUCAAGUAGUUUAAACUCUGGCAAGUUAAAAAGGUUUUAUGCUUAGAAAAACAUAAUUUUUUUUUCAUAGAUAUAAGUUUGUUUCUUUGGUCUUUUAUAAAAGCUAGCAUACUUGAUGAUUAGCCUUGAGAAAAAAAAUUUCCUGUUUUGGCAUGAAAAUAAGACGGACAUGUGGUGGCUGGAAAAAAGCGUCAUGACCACACCAAUUAACAUUACCUUGGUUCAAAUAGAAAUAUUUAACAAUAUUAAUUAAAAAAAAACAGCUACUACCUGAUGUCUUUAGCUUUGUUUAGCUUAGCUUAGCCCUAUUUAGCAUAAAAACAAGAGAAUGGGGAAAAACCACUAGCCUGCUUUUGCUUCAUUUUAUUCCAUUCAUGUAUCACGUUUUUUAUUGAAGUUACUAAAAAAAACUUUUAGUUCAAGUGACCCACAAACACAAACUGUUAGCUUGAUAGCAAGCUAGCUCAUAUUAGAUGCUAAUUGGUUGGAUUUUAACCAUUUUGGAGGUGAUUGGCAUGUUGAUGGCAUGUCUCAGUACUUCUGGCAAUGUAGUGAAUUUAAGAUUUUCAACACAUUGAAAAACCUAAAUUGUUAAUUUUUGAGUUUUGUUUUCUUAUUUGUGUAUUUUCAGACAUUUAAAUACAGCCAUGCGUUCUUUAUUUCAUUUUAAGCUGAGCCUGUUCAUUCCAUAUCUGCAUUCGACAUAUGAGUGGCCAUGAUGUUUUCAUUCAGUCUAUUUAAAAACAAAGCUAUAUUUAUUGUAUCCAUAUUUUUUUUUCUAAAAAGGGAAAUCACUUUAACAGAAUAAUGGAAUGUAAUGGGUUCUUUCACCCAUAUCUCAAAAAAUACAAACGUUACUUUUAGCUGAAUUUGCUUUAAUGUCCGAACUUUAUCAUGUGACCUAAUGCCUGCUUUAGCACAGUUUUUUUAUUUAUUUAUUUAUUUUUUGAAAUAUUGUAUUAUGACAUUGAAGUAAACAGAAGCUGUCUGUGCUUUAACAGCAAAUACCUGAAGCAAUAAAUAACGCUGAAGUGAAUGACAAGUUUUUUUUGUGUUCAUGCUAAAAAUGUCAACAUUUUACCUGUAUUUAAUUAGGUUUUCAUCAAUCCGCCAGUCGUCUUUUUUAAUAAAUGCAUUGCUUUGUUUUUUUUUUUUUUAUCCCAUUUUUCAUGUGACAAAUGUCAAGGCCUGUGCUAAUGUGAAAAACGUGCACUUUGUUCUGUACCUGAUUCCAAUAAAGCUUCACUCGCACCGUC
Messenger RNA from Xiphophorus hellerii (green swordtail), 3895 nucleotides. It is a transcript of the gene gabra5, whose product is annotated as gamma-aminobutyric acid type A receptor subunit alpha5. The record is from RefSeq and is a predicted model, not a curated record. The transcript has 10 exons. Gene Ontology annotation, biological process: monoatomic ion transmembrane transport. Gene Ontology annotation, cellular component: membrane. Bases 360 to 1739 code for a protein of 459 amino acids. Gene Ontology annotation, molecular function: extracellular ligand-gated monoatomic ion channel activity; GABA-A receptor activity. NCBI's taxonomy places the organism in Eukaryota, Metazoa, Chordata, Actinopteri, Cyprinodontiformes, Poeciliidae.